Messenger RNA from Plasmodium cynomolgi strain B, 429 nucleotides. Its product is annotated as VIR-like CYIR protein. Lineage: Eukaryota; Apicomplexa; Aconoidasida; Haemosporida; Plasmodiidae. The annotation marks the transcript as partial. The record is from RefSeq and is a predicted model, not a curated record. The transcript has a single exon.
UUAAAAGACAGUAAUUCAUAUCACAUAACAAAAAUUUGUAACAAGCUUAAUGUGAUAUUGGAGAACUGGGAUCGCAUAUUAAAAUCUUUCGAAUCAGUAAUUAAUAGGAACUACUGUGAAUAUUUAAACUAUUGGAUACAUGAUCAAAUAAAAGAUAAAAUAUAUCGAAAAAAAACUACUACUUUGAUUUAUAACGUGUGGGAUAUUUUAAAUAAUUAUAAAAUUACUUCUAAUAAUAAAUGCUGGCACAAGAAUUUCAAUGUACCUGAAAAAGACUUUAAAAAUAAGAAAAAAUUAUAUGAGUUUUUAGAACAUUAUAAUGCAAUAAAAAGUAAACUGGAAAAAAUAGACACUUCGAAAAAAGAAGAAUACUGUAAAUAUAUAAAAUCUAUCUUUUCAUUAUAUUACACUGUGAAGCAUGAAGAUUUG